AUGGUCAAAGAUGAGAUUUCAAAGAAAAUUGUAAAAGAAUAUGGCGGGAAUGAAAAGCGAAUUCGACGCAAUAUAAACAAAUACAUUAAGGACGGGAGAGUACUACACUAUAUUCUUCGAGGCGGAAGAUCCUUAGACCCAGCCUUGCUUAUUCUGUUUCCAAGCUUCGGAUCCGAUUUGCCUUCGUUGAGUGUGACUCAAUUUGGAUUGGAGCUUGAGGAGCUUGAGGAGAAGGCUCUUAAUGAAUUGACGCUAGUGGAGGCAGGUUGGUUUGGCGAGGUGUUGCAGGCUAGGCCAGAGCUGCUAGAACCAGUACCGAAGGCUGCCCUUGAUCUCAUCUCGAAUACCCUGACCCACGACCUCGAUCUUCAAGGUCGUGAUCUAGACAGCUUUCGGAGUAGACCGCUCUAA
Molecule: messenger RNA, 411 nt
Organism: Bipolaris victoriae FI3
Lineage: Eukaryota; Fungi; Ascomycota; Dothideomycetes; Pleosporales; Pleosporaceae
Exons: 2
Coding region: 1-411 (136 amino acids)
Source: RefSeq, a predicted model, not a curated record